AUGAUUGUAACUUCCAAGAGCGUCACUUCGAAGCGCCGUCCUUCGAUCAAUAAAACAUUUUCAGAUGUUAACUUUGUCAACCAGGUACAAAUACCGUUCCAGGAAAAUUACAGGUCUCAUAAACAUUCAACUUCGUUCAAUGAGGUCAGAAGACUGCAAAAUCAGACGUGGAAAGAGCAAUUUGUCAAUCUAUUUCCCAAGGAUGUACAAGAGUAUUUACCGGAAGUGAAUGUUCACAUAUCUAUUUUAUGCCUUAUAUGGUAUAUGACUUCUUCUGUUUCAUCAAACCUGUCAAAAGCCAUUUUAUCCCGAUUUCCACAUCCUGUUGGUUUAACGGAAUUGCAGUUCCUUCUAAGCGCAUCGCUAUGUCUCGCGUUUGUAACGUUUGCUAACUAUUUGCAUGCACCACAGGUAUCUUCAUCAAAAUUGAAGAAUACAGUUCUAAACUUCCCGGAAGGAAUUCUACCCACUUAUUUGAAUGGAUCAUUUUCGAGAUGCAUAUUAAACACUUUCCUGGUACCAUCUAAAGUCAUAUGGUAUACAACUUUCCCAAUGGGUAUUUUCCAAUUUGUAGGGCAUAUUACCUCUCAUAAAUCCACAUCUUUGAUUCCAGUUUCCUUGGUGCAUUCUGUUAAAGCUUUAUCUCCAAUCGCGACCGUGUGCUAUUAUAGAUUCGCAAAAGGAAGACAAUAUAACAAUAUGACUUACUAUACCCUUAUUCCUUUGAUCCUUGGUGUUAUCAUUACGUGUUGGACAUCCCAAAACAAUAAAAGCAAACUUACGGAGACUGAUAAAACAACUUUCUCAAUGGGUCUAUCGUUUGCUUUUAUUUCUAUGGUGAUCUUUGUAUCACAAAACAUUUUUGCCAAAGGAAUUUUGACAGUUAAGUCAAAAGAUGUUCUACCCUGUAAGAACAAAUCACAACUGAAUCUAGUAGAGCUAAAGUCCCAGAAAGACUCACCGAUCCAGUUGGACAAAAUUACCAUUUUAUUCUAUUGCUCAUGUGUCGGUUUUAUUUUAACUUUCCCAAUCUUCGUAUCGAACGAAGUUUUUUCCAGCUCUACCUCAGUUUUCGCUGAUUUGUCGCCGAGCGUAAUGACACUAGUUCUAAUUCACGGGGUUGCUCAUUUCUUCCAAGCCAUGUUAGCAUUCCAACUAAUCGGUAUGCUAAGUCCCGUUACUUAUUCGAUUGCAAACAUCAUGAAACGGAUCGUGAUCAUCGGAGUAGCGUUCAUUUGGGAAUCGAAUUUGUCGAUCAAUCAACUAUUCGGAUUGAUUUUAACGAUCAGUGGAUUGUACGGAUAUGACAAGUGGGGGAACAAAAAAGUAAACUGUUCACUAUAG
This is a messenger RNA of Kluyveromyces lactis, 1344 nucleotides long. RefSeq names its product Sly41p (gene SLY41). Gene Ontology annotation, biological process: phosphoenolpyruvate transmembrane import into Golgi lumen. The record is from RefSeq and is a predicted model, not a curated record. NCBI's taxonomy places the organism in Eukaryota, Fungi, Ascomycota, Saccharomycetes, Saccharomycetales, Saccharomycetaceae. The transcript has a single exon. The coding region runs from base 1 to 1344 and encodes 447 amino acids. Gene Ontology annotation, cellular component: Golgi apparatus; endoplasmic reticulum. Gene Ontology annotation, molecular function: phosphoenolpyruvate transmembrane transporter activity; antiporter activity.